Messenger RNA from Rosa rugosa (rugosa rose), 2302 nucleotides. Its product is annotated as probable pre-mRNA-splicing factor ATP-dependent RNA helicase DEAH9. Lineage: Eukaryota; Viridiplantae; Streptophyta; Magnoliopsida; Rosales; Rosaceae. Gene Ontology annotation, molecular function: ATP hydrolysis activity; RNA binding. The record is from RefSeq and is a predicted model, not a curated record. The transcript has 23 exons. Bases 52 to 2133 code for a protein of 693 amino acids. Gene Ontology annotation, cellular component: intracellular anatomical structure.
GCUAAAAGCUCUAAACCAAAAUCAAAGAGUAGCAGAGUUAGGCAGAGAAGAAUGUCACAGUUCUGGAAACCAGGGGCGGAGAAGCCUCGCCUCCUCGACGACGAAGAAGGCGGCGUCGUUUUCUUCCCCACCUCCUCCGGAGGAGGCUAUGCGAAUCUCGAGAGGCAGAGGCAGAGACUACCGGUGUUCAGGUACCGCACCGCCAUUCUCUACUCCGUCGAGACUCGCGCCACCACCGUCGUCGUCGGCGAAACAGGCAGCGGCAAAACCACUCAGAUUCCUCAGUAUUUGAAAGAAGCAGGUUGGGCUGAUGGUGGCCGUGUAAUUGCUUGUACUCAGCCGAGAAGAUUGGCUGUCCAGUCGGUGGCGGCACGGGUGGCUGAAGAAAUGGGGGUCAAGCUUGGAGAAGAAGUUGGCUACACUAUUCGAUUUGAAGAUGCUACAACACAGGGUGUGACUAUGAUAAAGUUUUUGACUGAUGGUGUGUUACUCAGGGAAAUGAUGGACGAUCCUCUUUUGACUAAAUAUAGUGUUGUAAUGGUAGAUGAAGCUCAUGAAAGGUCUAUCUCCACGGACAUUUUAUUGGGUCUCCUGAAAAAGAUCCAAAAACGCCGGCCUGAGCUGCGCCUGAUUAUCUCAUCUGCUACAAUUCAAGCAAAGUCAAUGGCUGCUUUCUUUCAGUCCAGCAGCAAAAGGCGCCGCAGACCGGAAGGAGAAGAGCUUGGACCAAUUAUGGAGCCUGCAGUCCUGUCAGUUGAGGGUAGAGGGUUUAAUGUACAAAUUCAUUACGUGGAGGAGCCUGUUGCCGACUAUCUUCGGGCUGCAGUCUCAACGGUAUUAUUGAUACAUGACCAGGAACCAAUGGGAGAUAUUCUGGUAUUUCUUACUGGUCAAGAUGAUAUCGAUGCUGCUGUCCAACUUAUUACGGAAGAGACCCCAAACCGUAGAAAGAACUCAUCAGGACUGAUGGUUUUGCCUCUCUAUUCGGGACUUCCACGUGCUGACCAGGAGCUGGUGUUCAGUCCUACUCCUAGAGGGAAAAGGAAAGUAGUUAUAUCAACCAACAUAGCAGAGACAUCAAUAACUUUAGAGGGCGUGGUCUAUGUUGUUGACAGUGGGUUCUCAAAGCAACGGUUCUAUAACCCGAUAUCAGAUAUUGAAAAUCUGGUAGUGGCACCAAUAUCCAAGGCAUCUGCUAGGCAAAGGACCGGUAGAGCUGGAAGAGUUCGGCCUGGGAAAUGUUACAGGCUGUAUACAGAAGAGUAUUUUGUAAAGGAAAUGUCUGCUGAGGGGAUUCCAGAGAUACAAAGAUCAAAUCUUGUUUCCUGUGUGAUCCAGUUAAAAGCCUUGGGAAUAGAUAAUAUAUUGGGCUUUGAUUGGCCAGCAUCUCCAUCUUCUGAAGCAAUGGUUCGAGCACUUGAAGUGCUUUAUUCACUUGGGGUCCUGGAUGACGAUGCUAAACUUACUUCACCAACUGGAUUUCAAGUUGCUGAGUUUCCAUUGGAUCCAAUGAUCUCAAAGAUGAUCUUAUCAUCUGGUGAACUGGGGUGUUCAGAAGAGAUUAUUACUAUUGCUGCUGUUCUCUCUGUUCAAUCUAUCUGGGCUUCUGGUUGGGGAUCACAAAAGGAACUUGAUGAAGCCAAGUUGAAUUUUGCUGCAGCUGAGGGUGACCAUGUGAGUUUCCUAAAUGUCUACAAAGCAUUUCUUCAGUCUGGUAAAUCUUCACAGUGGUGUCAUAAGAACUUUGUAAACUACCAAGCCAUGAAAAAGGUUCUUGAAAUAAGGGAACAACUCAGAAGAACAGCUCGAAGAUUAGGCAUUGACUUGAAAUCUUGUGAAAGAGAUACAGUGGUAGUGAGAAAGGCCAUUACUUAUGGAUUUUUCGCUAAUGCGUGUGUUUCAGAAGCAUCAAGUCACGAUGGAAAGUACAAAACUAUCAGAGGUUCUCAAGAAGUUUAUAUUCACCCCUCAUCUGUGCUAUUCAGAGUCAAUCCCAAGUGGGUGGUUUACCAUUCUCUUGUCUCAACUGAAAAGCAAUACAUGCGGAAUGUCAUUUCGAUAGAUCCUUCUUGGCUCACAGAGGCAGCUCCACAUUUUUACCAAAAGCAGCGACCCAAUCCUAUGCUUCACUAGCUCGCUCUGCCUUCACCAUCCCUCAUAAUAAAUUCAUAUAAGAACAAUGAGGAAACUACCAUCGUCAUUCAGUAUGGCCUUGAUCACUUGGAUUUUUCUUGUAAAUAUACCAACUAUUAUCUUGAAUAAUAUCCAUUAACCAUUAACCACUGACUAAAAUACUGAAUCA